AUGUUGUCGACACGAGCUCUGGGUCUUGGACCCGCCCUCAGGCAAGCCGCUCUCAAGCCAAGGCUCUCACAGGCACCAGCUCUUCGGUCAUUGGUCGCCAAACGUACCAUCCAAACUCAAUCACUUCCCCCCUCCUCUUCGCAGGAGAUCCUCAAUGCGCAACGCCUGAAGCGUCCCUCUAGCCCCCACUUCACCAUCUACCAAUUUCAGCUGACAUGGCUGGGCUCGAUCGCUAACCGUAUGACGGGUGCAGCUCUUAGUGUCUUGCUGUACGGAUAUGCUAUCGCUUAUCUCGUCGCCCCCACUACGUUUGAUUCGGCACAUGUUAUCGAGUUAGUCGCUGGCCUUCCGGACGCCGUGAAGAUUGCUGGCAAGACCAUUCUCGCCGCGCCGUUUGCGUUCCACUCCCUCAACGGUCUGCGACAUUUGAGUUGGGACAUGGGUAAAUUCCUCAGUUUGAAAGGCGCCUACCAGUCCGGCUACGCGGUCCUUGGUGCUACCGCCAUCGGCACCGUUGCCUUGGUGCUGCUGUGA
This is a messenger RNA of Fibroporia radiculosa, 534 nucleotides long. RefSeq lists its product as uncharacterized. NCBI's taxonomy places the organism in Eukaryota, Fungi, Basidiomycota, Agaricomycetes, Polyporales, Fibroporiaceae. The record is from RefSeq and is a predicted model, not a curated record. Gene Ontology annotation, cellular component: membrane. Gene Ontology annotation, biological process: tricarboxylic acid cycle; mitochondrial electron transport, succinate to ubiquinone. Bases 1 to 534 code for a protein of 177 amino acids. The transcript is spliced from 5 exons. Gene Ontology annotation, molecular function: succinate dehydrogenase activity; electron transfer activity.